AUGGAAGACACGUGUGAGAAGUCUGCAGAAUCUGGGAGUGACGGGGAGGAUCCUGACUCCGCUAAGACCCCGACCCUGAUCCGGGACACUCCAGAAGACAUCGUGUUGGAAGCCCCGGCCAGCGGUCUGGCAUUCCAUCCGGCCCGCGACUUACUGGCGGCGGGGGACGUGGACGGGGACGUGUUUGUCUUUUCCUACUCCUGCCAAGAGGGAGAAACCAAGGAGCUUUGGUCCUCGGGCCACCACCUCAAGUCUUGCCGGGCAGUGGUCUUCUCUGAAGAUGGACAGAAACUGGUCACUGUCUCCAAGGACAAAGCCAUCCACAUUCUAGAUGUGGAGGAGGGCCGACUAGAAAGACGCAUUUCUAAGGCUCAUAGUGCACCUAUCAACAGUCUGCUGCUGGUGGAUGAGAAUGUUUUGGCCACUGGGGACGAUACAGGUGGUGUCCGUCUAUGGGACCAGCGGAAAGAGGGCCCCUUAAUGGAUAUGCGACAGCAUGAGGAAUAUAUCGCUGACAUGGUUUUGGACCCGGCCAAGAAGCUCUUGCUCACAGCCAGUGGGGAUGGCUGCCUUGGCGUGUUCAACAUCAAACGGCGCCGGUUUGAGCUCCUGUCAGAGCCUCAGUCUGGGGACCUGACUUCUGUCACCCUUAUGAAGUAUGGGAAGAAGGUAGCCUGUGGAUCCAGUGAAGGUACCAUCUAUCUCUUUAACUGGGAUGGCUUUGGGGCCACGAGUGACCGCUUUGCCCUGAGAGCCGAGUCCAUCGACUGCAUGGUUCCCGUUACUGAGAGCCUGCUGUGCACUGGCUCCACUGAUGGAGUCAUCAGGGCUGUGAACAUCCUGCCCAACCGAGUGGUGGGUACUGUGGGCCAGCAUGCUGGGGAACCUGUGGAGGAGCUGGCUGUCUCUCACUGUGGUCGCUUCCUGGCCAGCAGCGGCCAUGACCAGCGUAUCAAGUUCUGGGACAUGGCCCAGCUGCGGACUGUGGUGGUGAAUGACUACCGUCGACGCAAGAAAAAGGGAGGGCCACUGCGCGCCCUGAGCAGCAAGGCCUGGAGCACCGAUGACUUCUUUGCAGGGUUAAGGGAGGAGGAAGAGGACUCCAUGACACUUGGAGAUGAGGAGAGUGAAGAGGACAGUGACUGA
Molecule: messenger RNA, 1146 nt
Organism: Chrysochloris asiatica (Cape golden mole)
Lineage: Eukaryota; Metazoa; Chordata; Mammalia; Afrosoricida; Chrysochloridae
Gene: WDR55
Product: WD repeat domain 55
Exons: 7
Coding region: 1-1146 (381 amino acids)
Molecular function (GO): protein binding
Source: RefSeq, a predicted model, not a curated record